AUUACAAUUACCUCAUAUUACUCAAAAAAUUUAUGAAACUAAAGAUGCUAAAAAUAGAAAUUUAUCUGAAAUAUUUGAAUUAGAUAAUAAUGAAGAGAAUAAUAAUUUAGAUAAUGAUUUAAAUAAUGACUUAAAUAGUAAUUUAGAUGAUAAUUCUGAUAAUAAUUCUAAUUAUAAUUCUGAUGAUGAUUUUGAUGAUAAUUUAGAUAAUGAUUUAGAUUAUUAUAUUGAUGAAAAUUUAGAUGAUGAUUUGGAUGAUGAUUUAGAUGAUGAUUUAAAUAAGAAUUUGAAUGAUAAUUUAAAUAAUAAUUUAGAUAGUGAUAUAAAUAGUGAAGAAGAAGAAGAUAUUAAUAAUCAUUUAGAUAAUAAAUAUAAGAAUAAUAAUGAAAAUGAAUUGACUAAUAGUUUAGAUGAUAUUAAUAUAGAUAAUGACUAG
This is a messenger RNA of Scutellospora calospora, 436 nucleotides long. Lineage: Eukaryota; Fungi; Glomeromycota; Glomeromycetes; Diversisporales; Gigasporaceae. The record is from the annotation of a GenBank genome assembly.